This is a messenger RNA of Cladocopium goreaui, 540 nucleotides long. The record is from the annotation of a GenBank genome assembly. Lineage: Eukaryota; Dinophyceae; Suessiales; Symbiodiniaceae.
AUGUGGACGUCAACCAUUUUCAUUCUCCUACGUGGGAGCGAGAACGACUGGUCACCUCCAGAAGACGACCCAGGCCAUUUGAGCAGUGACUCAGCUGAGCCUGAGAGUGAGAUCCCGGUGGCCAGAUGGAACCAGGAUCUCCCGGAUGGAUCCGAUGGCGUCUCUGGAGCCUUUGCUGAGCUGCAAGAUGAUUGGACGGGUCGGGAAGCCAAUGAGGUGGUGGCCCUCAUCAAAUCUGCAUUGGCUUUGGCGAGCCUCUACCAACAGAGUGCCCUUAGCAAACUGAGGGCAAAGGCAGAGGCAGAAGAUGCUGAGGCUGACGGGUUAAAGGCUGCCGGCAGAGAGUGGUCUCUGGUGGAAGCGAAACACAAAGCUCAGCAGUUGGAGGAUGAGCGUUUGCGGCAGGAGACGGUCAAAGACGGUUCAGUUAUUGCAGACUGCCACAUCCGCGCCCUUCAGAGCAACGCUCGACAAGGCCGUCUCCUCCAGAAGCGACGCCGAGAAGCGGCACUUCGUGGCUUACUCCACGGCAGAUGCUGA